AUGCCGGUAACGGUAGUGUAUAGGCAGAACGCUUCAGCGCCAUCCAUUUUCAGGGCUGGUCGCUUCGGCAGCAUCUGUGCUCAGAGCGCGCCUGCAUUCACUGAUUGGAAACGAGACGCCUCGGGGGUGCGGGAGCGGGCGACCUCGCGGCGACACCGCCCCAUCCCCCCUGAGCGCGCGGCUAGCGCGCGCCUUCACUUUCGUUUCGCCUCUCGGUUUUGUCUAAUAUUAUUAUCUCAGUCGACCGGUUUAGAGCCGACGAACCGAAUGACUCGCACACAUGCUAGACUCCUUGGUCCGUGUUUCAAGACGGGUCCUGCGAGUGCCCGAAACUUAGAACAUCGCAGACACGACACGCGCACUGUCAAAGGCUACACGGCUGCUACGAAAAAACAGCGGCGCCGCGCCCGCGUCCGCGCUACGGCAGGCGCACGGGCGACGACGCGCAUCAUAUUGAACGCUUGCGUCGGGCCUGACGUGCGUGCAAAGAUUGCACGUGCGCGAUUCGUAUGCACAAUGGCCGAAUACCGUCCGCGGUCGGUCGGCACCGGCGGUCAGGUCGGGCGGCGCGUCGCGCCCCGCGAGGGGACGACGGCCGCCCGGCUCCAGGUCGCCGGGCUUAGACCGACGGCGCGAACGGCCUUAGAUGGAGUUUACCACCCACUUAGGGCUGCACUCUCAAGCAACCCGACUCUGAGGAGCGUCCCUCUCGCGCGCUCGCCCCGUCGCUACGGGCCUGGCACCCUCUGCGGGAAAACGGCCCCGUUCAAGACGAACUUGGACGAGAGCGGGACGCGCGAGAAAGCGGAACCUCCCGAACACCACAUCUCCCGCGAUCGAGACGACCGCGGGAUUCAGCGCUGGGCUCCUCCCUGUUCGCUCGCAGCUACUGAGGGAAUCCUUGCCAACGAUACAAAAAAAGUGGGAGGCAGACGCGAUAUCCGUCGGCGCGCGAUCGCGCUGAGCGCGGCGCGCCCUUCGGACGUCGUGUCCGCCUACGCGCGACUCUCUUUUUUUUUCAUUAUUCUCAUUAUUGUUAUUAUUAUUAUUAUUAUUAUAUGCGACACGCGCGACCGCUCGAAAGCAGCGCGCGCUCAAAUCGACGCGCACGGCGCAAGCGCACACUUCGCGAAGACAUCAACCACACACCACGUACUUAAUAACCACCGUCGUCGUCGUCGUCGUCGACCCCGUUCGAAUUGUAUUAUUCGUCGUAGUCGUCGUCGUCGUCGUCGUCGUCGUCGUUGGAGACGUGUGUGUGUUGUCGUUCGUUGCUGUUGUGACGUUUCACCGCUGCCGCUCUGCUCUGCAUUAGAGCGGCGGCAGAGCGUCGACCGCGACACGAGCGGCGGGCGGUCGGCGAGUCGCGAACAAUAA
Messenger RNA from Leptosia nina, 1377 nucleotides. NCBI's taxonomy places the organism in Eukaryota, Metazoa, Arthropoda, Insecta, Lepidoptera, Pieridae. The record is from the annotation of a GenBank genome assembly.